AUGGACAGAUAUUUGUCUAAGUCGAGCCCCUAAAUAAUAUAUGUAUAUAUAUUUUGCUACAAGAUGUCGGCUGAAAUCGAAGAGAUCCUCAAGCGCUACUCAAACUUUCCGAAUGUGUCGGGCAUCAUAAUCGUGGAUGCGUUUGCCAUACCCAUCAAGACCACAAUGGAGUACACCCUGACCGUUCACUAUGCUGCCCUGGCCAACAAUCUGCUGGCGAAGGGCUCCAAGAUGGUCCAGAAACUGGAUUCCUCGAACGAAUUGACAGCUCUACGCUUGCGCACCCUCAACCACGAGCUGAUGAUUGUACCCGAAGAGAAUUUCUUCAUCGUUGUGGUGCAGAAGCCAUGCGAAUGAAUGAAUGAAUGAAUGAAUCCUUUUUUGAA
This is a messenger RNA of Drosophila persimilis, 386 nucleotides long. RefSeq names its product dynein light chain roadblock-type 1. NCBI's taxonomy places the organism in Eukaryota, Metazoa, Arthropoda, Insecta, Diptera, Drosophilidae. Gene Ontology annotation, biological process: microtubule-based movement. Gene Ontology annotation, molecular function: dynein intermediate chain binding. Gene Ontology annotation, cellular component: cytoplasm; cytoplasmic dynein complex; centrosome. The record is from RefSeq and is a predicted model, not a curated record. Bases 64 to 357 code for a protein of 97 amino acids. The transcript has a single exon.